CACUUCAAUUCCACCAGUCAAAUGACAGCCCAGUCUUCAAAGACAGUUCUGUCCCUGGACUCUGAGGCGGUGUUCUCACUCAAAGAUGGCAUCAACUUUAAGAGGAGCCCAGAUGAUGGCAAGUGCUACAUCAUAUACAAAGAAAAUGGAGAGCUGAAGGCCUGCAAGAACCAAUGCAAACACCAAGGAGGCCUGUUCAUCAAAGACAUAGAGGACUUAGAUGGAAGGACGGUCCGAUGUACAAAACACUACUGGAAGCUGAACGUCUCAACUAUGCAGUAUGUGAACCCUCCCGACAGCUUCACACAGGAUGAGCUGGACGUUAUGAUGACGGUUGAGGGUGGUCUUCAGCUCGUGGAGGUGAUCGUUUGGGACCCCUGGUUGGCAGACCCCCAGGAUCCACAAGAACUGCAGGAGGGAGAGGUGACUGUGACCUACCUCACCCAUGCAUGCAUGGAGCUCCAGCUAGGGGGGAAGAAGAUGAUAUUCGACCCCUGGCUGACGGGUCCGGCAUUCGCCAGGGGCUGGUGGCUGCUCCACGAGCCCCCUGCUGACUCCAUGGAGAGGCUGUGCAUGGCCGACCUCAUCUACAUCAGCCACAUGCACUCCGACCACCUCAGCUACCCAACCUUGAAAUCACUCUCUGCGACGAGACCCGAUGUUCCUAUUUAUGUAGGCGACACAUCAAGGCCUGUGUUCUGGAUGCUGGAGAAAAGGCAGGUGCAGCUGACAAAUAUCAACGUAGUUCCCUUUGGCAUUUGGCAAAACAUUGAUGAGCACCUCAGAUUCAUGAUUCUGAAGGAUGAAGUGCACCCCGAAAUGGACACCUGUAUCAUUGUUGAAUAUAAAGGUCAUAUGAUCCUCAACACGGUGGACUGCACCAGGCCAAACUACGGCCGACUGCCUCACAAUGUAGAUCUGAUGAUGAGCGACUUUGCUGGGGGGGCGUCUGGCUUCCCCAUGACCUUCAGUGGAGGAAAAUACACAGAGAGCUGGAAAGCCGAUUUCAUCAAGAAUGAAAGGAAGAAGCUCAUGAACUACAAGGCCCAGCUGGUAAAGUCCUUGCAGCCCAAGAUCUACUGCCCGUUUGCCGGUUACUUUGUGGAAGCACAUCCCUCAGACAGGUACAUUAAGGAAACUAACACGAAAAACAACGCAGAUGAGCUCAAUGCCCUGAUCAAGAAGAGCGCUCCAGGCAUAACAACAUGGACACCAAAGCCAGGCGCUGUGCUCGAUCUGGCCCUGGCUCUGAUGAGCCCCAGCCGGACAGCCAUCACCGACCCUCCGUCCGGGACAAACAUCUAUAAGGACAGUUGGGACUUUGAUUUGUACGUGGAUGAACUGAACAGGGCCAUCACCGCUGAGAUAUUUAAACAUAAAAGCUGGAUCCAAUUUUAUUACAUCUGGGCAGGGUUUAAAAACUACAAUCUAGUUGUCCGGUUCAUUGAGACAGAUGAGGACUUCAUUCCAAUAGACAAUGGCUACAACUAUCUGGUGGACUUCAUGGAUCUCUCCUUCCCUACUCAGAGGCCCACUAGAGAGCACCCUUAUGAGGAGAUCAAGACCAGGAUCGGAGUCAUGAGGCACGUGGUGAAGAAUGGCCUUCUUUGGGACGACCUGUAUAUCGGCUUCCAGAACCGUCUGAGCAGAGAGCCAGACGUCUACCACCACCGGUUCUGGAACCACUUCCAGACAGAGUUGCCAGUCGCUGGGCCAGACUGGGACUUGUUCCUGCAGCAGGUGUCAUCAUACCAGAGGUCUGCUGAACCCCAGGGAAUCCAAACAGAAAGUGGCUCUGCUUCUACAUUGUAUUAGAAAAAGCAGACUAUACUGUCUGAUGAGAACCAAGCGUUGUGCCUGUAUCCAUUAAUGAAUAGUAAUGAAUAAGAAGACCUGCUCUCCCUGUCACUGUAGGUACCACCAACCUCCCUGUGCUACUGAAACAGGGAAAAAGGGACGUGGCUGACAAUAUUUAAUUUCUGAAUUGGUUCAUUUAGGGUUCAUUUUCGAAUUAGUUUUUUCAUAUAAUAGUGAAAUCUAUUAGCAUAGCGUCUAUUGUUGCUUGGCAGGUCUGUAUGUAGGGGACCAUUACCAAACAGUAGGAAAACAUAUGCACUAACUACUAUGCCGCUCUGGAUAAGAGCGUCUGCUAAAUGACUAACAUGUAGAAUAUGAAUAAACCUUGUAUCAUUGAUUAUCAUGUGUAUUAUUGAUUAUAUGAUUUUGGACGUGUACUGACAAUGCAUUUGCUAUUUGUCCAACGCCUACUAAUUGAACAUAAUUCAGUUUUUCCUUUUUCAUAACAAAAAUAAAAAUAGGUUUGGGUUAAGGGUUAAGUUAAUGUUAGGGUUAGGUUAAUGUUAGGGGUUAAUGUUAGGGUUAAGUUAAUGUUAGGGUUAAGGGUUUGGUUAACGUAAAGCCAGUUUUAGAUUUUGGCUAGUAAGGCUGUGAAUGGGAUGCUGGUCAGAGAAGUCAGCUUAGUCAUUUAUGAAUGUACUGUAUUAAGCUGCUGUACACUGGGGCUCAACUAGAAUUUGUCAACUUAAAAUGUU
Molecule: messenger RNA, 2552 nt
Organism: Salvelinus fontinalis (brook trout)
Lineage: Eukaryota; Metazoa; Chordata; Actinopteri; Salmoniformes; Salmonidae
Product: cytidine monophosphate-N-acetylneuraminic acid hydroxylase-like
Exons: 14
Coding region: 22-1815 (597 amino acids)
Molecular function (GO): 2 iron, 2 sulfur cluster binding
Source: RefSeq, a predicted model, not a curated record